Molecule: messenger RNA, 2461 nt
Organism: Perognathus longimembris pacificus (Pacific pocket mouse)
Lineage: Eukaryota; Metazoa; Chordata; Mammalia; Rodentia; Heteromyidae
Gene: Dkk2
Product: dickkopf WNT signaling pathway inhibitor 2
Exons: 7
Coding region: 1-1812 (603 amino acids)
Biological process (GO): negative regulation of canonical Wnt signaling pathway; multicellular organism development
Cellular component (GO): extracellular region
Molecular function (GO): co-receptor binding; receptor antagonist activity
Source: RefSeq, a predicted model, not a curated record
AUGGGAAAGAGAAGGGUCCUGGCGAUUGAACAGCUGCCCACAAUCCUGCACUGCUUUGGAAGCCUGUGGAUUGAAGGCCAAACCUCCCCAAGCACAGAGGCCCCCUGGGUCUCUUAUCUCCAGCCACAUUUCCAUCCCCCGCCCUGGGGGAGCCAAGGGCGCCCCCCAGCGCCAGCUGCCCACGCGUGCCAGUGGCUCUUUGUGCCGCCCUCUAAGUUGGAAGAAUUGAACCAGACUUGGGGAGCCUCGGGGACUGUGAGAGAAAGGCGUUCCUCGGAAUUCGCCGGGGUUAGGAGGCAGAAAGCCAAGGAAGACAGUCUCUCAAAGGCGCCCGGUUCAUUCGCGUCUGGGAUUUCCUUGCCACAAAGGGGGCAUUUGCUUGGCACAGUAAAGAUGCCCAGUGGCGCUGUGAGAUCCAAACGCUUGGAGCACGCCCGGGAUCUCCUCAUUUCCUCCCAGUCUGCCAGAGACACAGACGCGUCGAAAACACCCACAGUGGAGAGCUAUAAAAAGCAAAGAGGGCUGCAGGAAGAGAGCAGAGCGAGCCAGAGCUGGCGGGUGCCGAGCGCUAGCCGGCUGCCAGGGCAUCGCUGCGACUCGGGCAGUGUUGGAUGGCCCCAUGUGAACGAGGGGACCACGCUUCGGGUCGCGAGGGCCGAGGGGGCCAAAAAAGUAACCGAGCCCGAAGGCAAAGGAAUUGGAACGGACGCCCCGAUCUUAAGAGGAGGACUGAACCGAAGAGACUCGGGCCGUGACCACAGAGGUGCGCAGGGAGCACAGCCGCCCGCGGUGCGCGCUCCGCAGCGGACUCGGCGCUCGGCACCCUGGCGCUUGCUCCUGGCUGGACACUUGAGACUGAGUUCAAAAAGUUCCUGGGACCCCCUCGGCGCACCUGGACGGGUUGGGGGAACAGUAUCUGCAGGGAUCCCUGGCGCCCCGCUUGAGGGGCUGCGUGGUGGGGGGUCUGCCCUCUCCUCUCACAUUCACGUCCUUCGGGGGCUUGGCGCCUCUGCGAGACGCUCUCUCCAGGAGACGGCCGCGAGGAUGCGGGGCAAGGAUUCGUCCCGCUGCCUACUCCUCCUGGCCGCGGUGCUGAUGGCGGAGAGCUCCCAGCUCGGCAGCUCGCGGGCCAAACUCAACUCCAUCAAGUCCUCUCUGGGCGGGGAGACGCCUGCCCAGGCUGCCAACCGAUCUGCGGGCAUAUACCAAGGACUGGCUUUCGGCGGCAGUAAGAAGGGCAAAAACCUGGGGCAGGCCUAUCCUUGUAGCAGUGACAAGGAAUGUGAAGUGGGAAGAUACUGCCAUAGUCCCCACCAAGGAUCAUCAGCCUGCAUGGUGUGCCGGAGGAAAAAGAAGCGCUGCCACAGAGACGGCAUGUGCUGCCCUGGGAACCGCUGUAAUAACGGAAUCUGCAUUCCAGUCACAGAGAGCAUCCUCACCCCUCACAUCCCGGCUCUGGAUGGUACUCGGCACAGAGAUAGAAGCCACGGUCAUUUCUCCAACCAUGACUUGGGAUGGCAGAAUCUAGGGAGACCACACACCAAGAUAACACACAUCAAAGGGCAUGAAGGAGACCCCUGCCUGCGAUCAUCAGACUGCAUUGAAGGGUUUUGCUGUGCUCGUCAUUUCUGGACCAAAAUCUGCAAGCCAGUGCUGCACCAAGGGGAAGUCUGCACCAAACAGCGCAAAAAGGGCUCUCACGGGCUGGAAAUCUUCCAGCGGUGUGACUGUGCGAAGGGUCUGACUUGCAAAGUAUGGAAAGAUGCCACUUACUCUUCCAAAGCCAGACUCCACGUGUGUCAGAAAAUCUGAUCACCACUGGGGGAAAAAUCCUCAGUAACAGACUGUGAAUCUGUGUAUUUAAUGCAUUACGGCAUGGUGGAAAACAAGGUUGGGAAUGCAGAGGAAUGGCUCUGGGGAGGAAUAGGAUGAGAAUAGAGAUCACAGAAAGAUAAAGGAAAGGAUAACUCAAAGGAAUAGAAUGGGAGUCUUUCCAUUAUGCAAUUUCUUUCUGUAAAUAAUGUACACAUUUGUGAAAAUGCUAUUAUUGAAAAAAGCACACAGUGGAAAUUACUGACAAAUACCAUGUGCCUUUCCAGGAGCUUAGGGUGUGCCAGAAAAGCAAGUUUCUUUAGAUUGCUGAUUACCUAUACAAAUAAUCUAAACGCUAUAUUCCCAUUCAGAGUUAUAGUUUCACAAAAUAACUCCACUGUUCCUUGAUAUCAAAUAAGCUAAAACAUGAUGAGCUGAUAAAGAGGAAGUGAAAAAUACAACAUAGUUAAUUUGCAUAGUGAAUGUGAAACUCUUCUCUGACCGCUCAAUUAAAGGCCUUGAAGAGACAAAACUGAAAAAAGUCAGUCAGUAUUUUCCAAAUAAUGUUAAAAUCAUGGCAGAAGUUUUUCAAGUCAUUUAAAGGAAAUCAAACUUGCUUUUCCAUGAAUUGCUUGGUUCCAUUUUUAAU